AUGGGCUGCAGUAGCUCUCGAUGUUGUCAACGUCGCGGAAAGCACAAGAUUUUGCCUAAUGGCGUGAUUGUUCCGGCUUUUAAAAAUAUUAAAAAGGUAUGCGAUGUAAAAUAAGUAGUAAAUAGAUGUAAGAAAAUAUAUAUGUCAUCAUUAUAAUAUCUCAAAACUCUAGAAUAUACUAUCUCAGUACUCUAGAAAAAUAAUUUUUAAAGCUAAUAUUAAGGUAGACAGCAAACCCCAGUUAAAAAAUCAGAAGCUGGAGGCAACAAAAAGUAAUGCUGAAGAGAAAACCAAAGAUAAAGAUAACGAGAAAGAUAGAGAAACCAAAGUUGAAAGAAGAAACAGUACAUUUGAUUACUUUAUGGGUACGAACAUUAGUCUAGAAUGGCUAUUGGAGCAAAUUGGGGAAAAGUUUCAUGCUGAAUUUGCCACUAAACCUACGUGGAUUAUUGAGAGACUAAAUCAAUAUACAGAAAAAGGUAACAUUCUUAAUCUUUUUUUCACUUAUUCUUGGUCUUCGCCUCACUUAUCUUAUAACUUAUAGACAUUGACAAAACCUCGGUGGUAAGAGUGUCUUUUGGAUGGGAUAAUGAGGAGCUUCCAAAGAGUGUUGUCCUCAAGAUCUCAAAUAAGCGUAUUGGAAGCAAAAAUGAAUCCGAAAAUUUGGCCGGGAAUUUGUUCAAAAAGUAAAUUUUAGUUUACUAUUUACUGUAACGACGUAGUAUUUUCUGUAACUACAUAGUGUAUGCGCUUUACAUUGCUUACACACUGUAUAAUAACAAAUGGAUUGUUCACACAUUGUAUGGUAACAACUCUGACUUUUAGAGAAUGCAAUACAUACGAAUGGCUUCAAAAGGUUAAGCGGGCUCGGAUACCGAAAGUUCAUUUGAUACGGGUAAGUUAGGCUACGUGUCGUAUCUGUGCAUUAUAAUCAACAGCUCAGUAGCUAGAGGUCGUCAAGUACCUUCAGAUCUAUGAUCCAAAAUGAACGAAUUAUAUAAACCAACGUGUUCCAAACAGAACAAAGAAGUAUAUAAAAACUUAUAGUCCACAUUCACAAUAAACAACGAAGAACCACUAAUCUUUAUGGAAGACCUGACUGAACGUUCCAAACCUCUCGAACUGGAUGACCCAGUAGAACUUGACCUAAUCCGAGACCUACUAAAACAGCUAGCACAAGUUCACGCAGCCUCAUUUUUACGACCAAAUGAAUGGAAAAAUGACAUUGAGCCAAACCCAAAGUUGUUUUACACAGAACUAGCCGAGCUAGUCGAGUCAUCCACAACUGGUUGGACUAGUUUAGGGGAUGCAAAGUUUAAAAAGUUGAUGGAAUUUGUGAAUGGUGAAUAUAUGGAUAAGACUGUCAAAGAGGGGUGUAAAGAGUUGGGUGUGGAUGAGUGUUUAGUUCAUGGCAAUCCUAUUGCCAGAAACUUUUUUGCUGCUGCUGAUGAUAAACAUGUGGCGGCUAUUGUGGAUUGGGUUCGUAAGUGUAGUUUUUGAAUUUUUAGGGUAGGGCCGGGUUGUAGGGUACAGUAAGACAUGCUAGUUUAGGGUGGGGUCAGUAUGAUUAUUAUAAAGUAUAAGCCUGUAGGGUUUGUAGGAUGACUAUGGGAUAUAAGACUAUAGAAUUCAUUAAGAGAACUAUAAAGUACUAAAGAAUACAGUAUUCUGAGGCAACUUAGUAGGCUUCAACUUUCAAAAAGUAAGCUUUUAGAAGCCCAUCCAGGAUGUUUCGCUGAAGAUGUGGCUAAAGCAAUAUGUUGGAAUUUGGCUCCAAAAGACCGAUAUCUAAAUCAACGCAAGCUAUUAGAACAUUACCACUUCAAUUUACUAAAGUAUAGUGAAGGCAAAGCCAAUAAAAUAACGAUGGAAGUAAUCGAAGCCGGCUUCAAAUACUUUUUGCCAUUUGUAGCUGUAUGUUACCUAAUAUACCUACCUGACGACUUGUCUCAUGCUUCUAUAAAACAAUUAGAAUUGGCACAAGUGCUACUAGAUGACGGAUUAAACGAUUGUAAUGGUGGAUAUUCGUUCUUAGAGAAUGAUGAUGAUGUUAAUAGUGAAGAUGUUGAAAAUGAAGAAGAUACGAUUAAAGAUGACAAUGGUAUGAAAUGUUUAGAACUUGUUUAGUUUUGAAUUUAGGUAGGGGUUUUUGUAGAGCAACUUUAAGUUAUUUAAAAUUGAUGUUUUAGAAGGAACAUUCAUCAAAGCUACAAAUGAAGUGAUACACUUGAACAAUGUGUGUGGUGUGCUACAAGAUUCAGAACCUUCGAAGCCAUCUGAUGAAAAAAAUGAAGGUUUGAAAGCUUCUGAAGACUUACAAAAUCAGGGUAAUGAAAAUUUUCUGUUGACUUAAACUUAGAAGGCUUAGUAGGCGUAGGCUCAAGCUUAGCAAGACUAUGGUUAUUAGUCUUUGACUUAAUCGCACACUUAGUAGACCUAUCCUCCGGACUCUUAGGGCUCAGACAUACUAUGCUUAGGUCUAUCUGACUUUAAUAAUGACAUCUUGAAACACUACGAGUUCGGUUUAUGCACUCAUAAAGCAUGGCAGAUAACACUUAGUUCCUCGCGGAAAAUUGGAGCAAAAUCCCAACACUCGCAGUCACUUGUUGGGUCGUUUUACAUCGAGGUAAAUAUUACAAAAAACGUCAAUAUUAUAUAAGAAAAAGUUGCGCAAUACGAUUUCUUGCAAUUUCUCUAAGGCUAUCUAGUUAUAUCAUCAAUAUUAGGUAACCCGCAGAAAUUUGAUCAGCCUUUUGUUGGUAAUGCUCAGGUUUACAAGGCUAUGGUUAGUAGGGUUAAGCGUAGUUUUGUAGCCGGCUUAGUAGGCUUAGGCUUAGUAGGCUUAGGCUUAGUAGGCUUAGGCUUAGUAGGCUUAGAAUUAGUAGGCUUAGGCUUAGUAGGCUGAGGCUUAGCAGGCUUUAAGCUUAGUUGGCACAGUUGUAUUAUACUGUUUAAUAUUAGCCUUUGGCUAUCAUUGGUAUAGUUCAACCAAUUUUUAGAGUCCCAAAAAGGUACAGCAGAACAGCCUGUAGCCUCUCAAGUACAAGGCAAUGAUACAAAUCCGUUUGCAGACCCAACAGCAGAUCACGUUGUGAAUCUAGUGGAAAUGGCAAUGGAAAACGAAAACGAGGUGAUUGAAGAACCAAUUGAUACGACUAUUUUAGCAGCGGUCGAGAAGUUACAAGAAGGCCCAGGAGACGUUGCGCAGCCGGCUGAGACUGAAGGCACACAAUAA
Bursaphelenchus okinawaensis is the source of this 3235-nucleotide messenger RNA. NCBI's taxonomy places the organism in Eukaryota, Metazoa, Nematoda, Chromadorea, Rhabditida, Aphelenchoididae. The record is from the annotation of a GenBank genome assembly.